CAUGUCAUAUUAAUAAUAAUAUUAUUAUUCCUAUUUUGUCGGUGUUUUGGUUGGAAAUAGUAAAUAAUUAAUUUCUGCGCAAUGUCUUGAUUUUAUUGAGUAUUGUUCAGAAUUCUACUGCAAUGGAUCAAUCUGAUAUUGGGUUAAAUCUGUAUUGUUUUGGCUGUUUAGCUGGGAAGGAAGACAAGUCAUUUUAUUGCUUAGAUCUACAGAAUUCAGUUUUGAAAACAGUUAUACAGGCCGAAUGUCUCUUCCUCUGCUACCUCUGCAAGCGGGCCGCGCAAAAAGCAGAGUUGUUCAUACAAAAUGUCCAAAGUAACCAUAUUCUGCUUCAGAAUAUACAUAGGAUGGAAACAGCUACUCUACAAUCAGCUCGGACACGAACCCGCGCUCCGUACCUGCUGUCUCCGGUGUCCCUGGAUAUCAUCGAGUUAGGAACCGAAUCAACCCAGGAGGUGGUUAGGAGGAACCUUGGCCAUGACAACCGGCUGAACGUCAAACUAGAGAUGAAGGAAGAGAGAGUACCGGAUAAUUAUCAAGAUGAUAACAACAGCCAAGAGUCAUUUGUAAAAGAAGGCUUACCUCUAAAAGUAUUAUUAAAGGAAGAGAAAGAAACGGUACAAGUGGAAGAAAGCCCCAAGAAAACUCCCAGAAAAUACAAGAAGAGAAAGAAGAAUGAUGUAGAAGAUGAGUUAGCUAUAAUACCCUUCGAAAUAACCCGAGAGCAAUGCUUCGAGGAGCGCGCGCGCAUGGCGCUCGACCAGCGUUACCUGGCCUCCACGUACAAGUGCACAGACUGCGUCAAAGGGUUCAACUAUAAGGACAGCUUUGAUAAACACAUGGAGAAACAUAGUGAAAGCAACGGCAACUAUGAAUGCGAUGUGUGCAAGCAGAGAAUGAGUACAGAAGAUAAGCUAAACGGCCACAAGAAAUACCAUGAAAAGCGCUACCGUUGCCCCGUAUGCGGCAUGACCCGCGCCAGUCGGGUGCUGGUCAAGGACCACUACUCGGCCUUCCACUCCUCGCGUCAGAUCAGACACAACUGCCCGCACUGCGACAAGACAUUCACACGUAAACUGGCAUGGCGGAAGCACGUGUCCAGCGUGCACGGUCGCGCGAGGGAGACGUGCCAAUAUUGUAACAAGACUUAUGCCAACAAAGAUGUUCUAAAGGCGCAUAUAAACCUCCGCCAUCCAAUAGAGGGCACCACAGCACCAAUAGUCAAGUCCCACGUGUGUCAAGAUUGCGGGAAAGCGUUCAAGAGUCCUUCGUUACUCAAGAUACACAGUGUCAAGCAUUCGCCCAACAAGGACUACUAUUGUGUCGAGUGUGACAAGAGUUUCAAAUCGGCGACAAUACUGAAACAUCACUUGAAAACUGCCUCAGUACACGUCAAUUACGUUGAUUUACCUUUGGCGUGCGAGCACUGUGGCAAGCGGUUCGCGAUACGACGCGACUUGGAGCAACACAUCAACAGAGUCCAUCUCAAUAUAAAACCAUUCCAGUGCGACCGCUGCGAAAAGGCGUACGUGAACGUGUGGUCUCUGAACGAGCACCGGCGAUUAGUGCACGAGGGCUUCAAGCGACCGCUGAAGUACCCCUGCUCCAUGUGCGACAAAGUAUUUGAUCGUAACCAGAUCCUCAAAGGCCAUAUUCGGACCCACACCGGCGAGCGGCCCUACCAGUGCAGCCGCUGCCCCGCGCAGUUCACGCAGGCCAGCAUACUCGGCACACACGUCAAACUGAUACACCUCAAGCUGACUAGAGACGGCAGACCUAAGGCUUUAGCUAGCAAAUAAUACAAUCUAUAGUUCGUUUUUGAAGUGAAAACAUCUUUAGCGGCGCUGAGCACUUUUAGUUAUGGGGAAAAAAUGUUAAAUUCGCGACAGGUCACGUGACCGACAGAUUGAAAAAUUCGUAAGACGGACAGGUGACCUGAUCGAAAAACGGUUACAAUGUCAUUGAGUUUUCACUUCCGCCGGCACUCCCCGAGUGCAACCCGUUGUUUUUUUAGCAUUAUAAAUAACGUAAACAAUCUUGAUGUGUCUUUUAACUGAAAACAAUUAUGAAUCUAAUACAAUCAUUUAUAUUCUCUGCUUUCUUAAGUAUUAGUUACUGAUUUUUAAAAACCGUUUUUCAAUUAAGACAUGUCAAGAUCGCUUACCUUCUUUCUAAUGCUAAACCGGAUACUUAUGGAUCUAAUAAUGCCCCUGUAAUCAAAAAAGUAAAAAACCAACAUGGUUUUUGAAAAAUCGAUAUUUUAUUGCUAGGCAGUCUAGGGACAUGAAAUUAGUUUUCUAAAAGGUGAUUCACCCUUUUAUCGAACAAAGUAGAAUUUAAACUAUCUUGAAAAUGUAACAUAGAACCCUGUAAUAUUGGGGCAGCAAUAUGUUUCCGAUUCAGGCGACAAGAUGGCAGACCCUCCAAUGCGCACGGUCCUAUACUGGGGAUCCAUGUCACGCUUAUACAAGUGACCCGAUAAGCCCGUUUAAAAAUCAACUUUACCAUCCUAUUUAUUUGGUUCAAAUUCAUGUAGCAGCUUAUUCGGUAAAAACUAUAAAACCUUAUCAAAGCAAUAGGCAGCACAGAACAAGUUAGAAUGGCGAUGCGAGCAGGCUGCGUGUCGCCGCCGGUUUAGAGCAAACGCUCGCAUGCUACUCGCCCGCGCUGACCGAAAACGAAGUAAACAUGCCUUUUUGCGCCACAAUAACCUUCAGAUUAAGAAGCCAGACAUCAAAUCUGUCUAAAUAAGGCGUAUCCAUUCACCAAGCACACAAGGCGCUAGUUAGUUUUUACUACCGUAAAUGCGCGAGUGUUAGUAAAUGUGGAGAGGAACGAGCGGCGACGCCGGUUCCGAUACUAACUGCGCGCGAUAGCCAUUCUAACCUCUUUAAUAUGUUCUGUGAUAGGCAGACAAACGUUGCCUAGUCUCGUCAUUAAUUUACUAAGAAAUCGAUCUGAAAAGAAUAGUUGUAUUUAUAAUUAUUUAAUUUUAAGCAUGUGCCAGACAGCAGACAACCAGUUUCUGCAACAUGACCUUGGUAGAAAAACAGUGGUUUUAAGCCAUGUAGCAAGUGGUUGAAACCAAAUUCUGCGUGACCUUUAACCUUUUCGACGCCGUGUCAAACCCAAAAGCUGUCACGCUGACGCCACGAAGUGUCACAACUGAAAUUGAACUUGUAUAUGCACGUAGGUCUAUGUUUGUGGUCUGUGACCGAUUAAUCGGUCUUUGGCGUUGAACCUACGGUGCGGAUAUAUCGGUCAUUGGCGUCCAAAAGGUUAAACGCCCUUGGUAGACAGGUGUGCUCUGCCAACCAAUGGCAGAUGGGCUUGUUGUAAACCAUGUAGACAGCCGCGCUUAUACCAAGGGCAUGUUGCAGAUACUGUGGUUGGCUGCCGUCUAGCACAUGCUUUAUUUUUAAACGUGUAAUAGGCGAACUGCCGGCCUAGCCAAGGUUACAAUCGCUAUCGCUUCGACAACGAAAAGCAUUAUGUGUCUCUAUCACUCUUCCAUAUUGGUGCGACAGUGACAGUUGCGUUUCGAUCGCUAUGGAGCGUAAGCGAUCGGCAUCUUGGCUACGCGGCCUGAUUAUAAUAAGUUAGUUUUAGUCCCAAAAUGCCAUAAUAUUGUUAAUACAUUUUGUUUUAAUUGAAA
Molecule: messenger RNA, 3655 nt
Organism: Cydia fagiglandana
Lineage: Eukaryota; Metazoa; Arthropoda; Insecta; Lepidoptera; Tortricidae
Product: oocyte zinc finger protein XlCOF6-like
Exons: 13
Coding region: 123-1799 (558 amino acids)
Biological process (GO): regulation of transcription by RNA polymerase II
Cellular component (GO): nucleus
Molecular function (GO): DNA-binding transcription factor activity, RNA polymerase II-specific; RNA polymerase II transcription regulatory region sequence-specific DNA binding
Source: RefSeq, a predicted model, not a curated record